AUGACCUAAUAAUCGUCCCCGCUUUGAAGCAGCGGGAAGUCUCCCCUCCCCUGGGGUCAGUGAGGGCCGAGCCCCCGUGACCCUCCUCACCCCAUUGUGUUUUAUGCGUUUCCUGGGGGCGGGGGCGGUGUUUGUAAAGGAGGGGGCCAAAGGCGGUUUUCCCCAAAGUCCGGGUCUGCCCCCGCCCCCGUCCUCGUGGCCGCGGCGCCCGCUCCCGCCUUUAACCGAGCCCCGCCCCAGCACAUGGCCUCGGGCGGGGCCGCCGGGGCCGCGGCCUCUGAGGAGCCCAGACCCGCGAGUGCGCGCCUUCGGCGUGCACGCGUGCGUUUGUGCGCGUGCGUGCCGCCUUGACCAGGCCGCUUUGUUAGCUUAGGGCGCCACCUACCGGUGGGAAGCGGUCCGCGGCGAGCUCCCGCGGGGAAGGCGACGCUUUUACUUGGCCCUUAUUGUAUGCGGGGCGCUGGCUUGGUUGGAGCGAGAAACCCCCGUUCCUAUAGUCCCGGCAACCCUGCCGGGGUCCCACAAGAGACGGGCAGUGCAGGCAGAAAGGACCGGGGCGGGGGGGGGGGGUGUGAACCUCUGUAUCGACCCAAGUCUGCUGCAAAUCCUGAGACCCCAAACUCAACCAUCUCAAGAGAAGCCAGCACCCAAUCAUCAUCAGCCACAGCCAGCCAAGGAUAUGUUUUACCAGAAGGCAAAAUCAUGCCAAAUACAGUCUUUGUUGGUGGAAUUGAUGUUAGGAUGGAUGAAACAGAAAUUAGAAGCUUCUUUGCUAGAUAUGGUUCGGUGAAAGAAGUGAAGAUAAUCACUGAUCGAACUGGUGUGUCCAAAGGCUAUGGAUUUGUUUCGUUUUAUAAUGAUGUGGAUGUGCAGAAAAUAGUAGAAUCACAGAUAAAUUUCCAUGGUAAAAAGUUGAAACUGGGACCGGCAAUCAGGAAACAAAAUUUAUGCGCCUAUCACGUGCAGCCACGUCCUUUGGUUUUUAACCCUCCACCAGCACCACAGUUUCAUAGUGUCUGGAGUAAUCCAAAUACAGAAACAUAUAUGCAGCCUCCAGCUAUGAUGAAUCCCAUCACUCAGUAUGUCCAGGCAUAUCCUCCUUACCCCAAUUCACCAGUCCAACUCAUCACUGGAUAUCAACUACCUAUAUAUAACUAUCAGGUACCUCCACAGUGGCCUGCUGGGGAACAAAGGAGUUAUGUUAUACCUCCGGCUUAUACAGCUGUGAAUUAUCACUGCAGUGAAGUAGACCCAGGAGCUGAAGUCCUGCAGACAGAGUGCUCCGUCCAUGAGGUCACACAGUCCUCCGGGAAUGGCCAACAAAAGAAAUCUGUGGACCGAAGCAUACAGACAGUGGUGUCCUGUUUGUUUAAUCCAGAGACAAGACUGAGAAACGCUCUUGUCACACAAGAUGAUUACUUCAAGGUUAUAUCAAUAAUAGGAAUUUUUCACUGAAGUAAAUGGAAUAUGUAUAUUUCUUCCAGGACAAAAGAGUACAUCACUUUAGAAGAAGUAGGGCUGUGCUUAAAUCCGUUUGAAUCCUCUCUGCUGAAGCUUCCAGUGUUGUGGACAAUAGUUACUGUUUUUGAGUAUUACGAAGAUACAGAGAGUUCCUGUUUUCCACUAUUAUGGAAAGUUAAUUCUGAAUUUUUUUGACAACUUAUUGCAAGACUUUCUGUGCAAGUUGUGUUAAUUUUCUUAGUAUGUUGUGUUUAUUUUGCAUUGAAACUAUUCUACUUUGGAUAUUCACUUAGUAAUUGGUUCUAUGUUGAGUUCACAGUUGAAAGGGAAAAGCAGUUGAAGUGGACAGGUAUAACUUUAGGGUUUACAUGUUAGUGCUUCAACUGGUACUGAAAUGUUUUUGAGACUUUAAAAGGCAAAUGUUGGUUUUCAAAAUUUUGCUUUAUAGAAACUUAGUGUUUUGAAAGGUCAGAAUUUUGACAGUUUGACUGUUCUUAGCAUUUAAUCUCCACCAAAUACCUCUUCAGCAGUACGAUAUAUUUACAAUACAAUGCUUUGUGUUUGUAAUUUAAUUUUAGAAAUUUACCACAGAAGCAGACUUUUUAAAACUGCGUUUUUAAUCAGUGGAACCAAAUAUAUAAAGUUGUAGCUUAAUUGAAGACUUCCAAUUCUAAACCCAGUAUUAUAUAGCAGAUUCUCUACAGACAAUCCAAUCAUUGGGUGUUAUGUUUAUUAGUUCAAUUUUGCUUACAAAGUACCUGGAGUCCAACAAUAGAUAAUUGAUUGGGAUGGCAAUUAGGGUAAUUCAAAUUCUGGAUGUAAUUUUAAAAACCGAUACUAACCAAACCUUACUAGAUACAUAAGCUUCUCAGUGGGUUACUUUUGUUUUUCUUUCUUCCUUUUUUCUUUUUAUUUCUUUUUUUUGUGUUUUUUACUGCUAAAACUUACUUCAAUAGCUAUAUCUAAAUUGUGCAAAAUAUUGGCAUUAAAAAGGAUGCUGAAGCUUUUUUUUAUGUCAUUUAAAGGUUAAUCAGAGUAUUUGAAAGGAAUUGCUUUUAUAAAAAAAAACCUAAUUUUAGUUAUUUGUCAUGGAACAAAUAAAUUUUAUUUUUGUUUGUUAA
Messenger RNA from Antechinus flavipes (yellow-footed antechinus), 2582 nucleotides. RefSeq names its product deleted in azoospermia like (gene DAZL). Gene Ontology annotation, molecular function: mRNA 3'-UTR binding; protein binding. The record is from RefSeq and is a predicted model, not a curated record. Lineage: Eukaryota; Metazoa; Chordata; Mammalia; Dasyuromorphia; Dasyuridae. The transcript is spliced from 11 exons. The coding region runs from base 451 to 1455 and encodes 334 amino acids.